This is a messenger RNA of Gossypium raimondii (Peruvian cotton), 3538 nucleotides long. Its product is annotated as probable UDP-N-acetylglucosamine--peptide N-acetylglucosaminyltransferase SPINDLY. NCBI's taxonomy places the organism in Eukaryota, Viridiplantae, Streptophyta, Magnoliopsida, Malvales, Malvaceae. The coding region runs from base 349 to 3129 and encodes 926 amino acids. The transcript has 18 exons. Gene Ontology annotation, molecular function: protein binding. The record is from RefSeq and is a predicted model, not a curated record.
ACGCCUAAGGCCACUUUCCCACACUUCUCUUUCUGAGAAAAAAAAAAGAAAAGAAAAAGAGAGGGUGCCCCGCCAUUAAAGCUCCCAUUUUUAUUUCCCCCUUUCUUUUAUGAAUACACCAUGAAGAAACACCUUUUCUUAAUCUAAAGCUUACCGUUUUUAUUCCUUUUUUCCUUAAACUCGACUAACCCAUUAUUAUUCAUAAACUACACCCACAUUUUUCUCUUAUCCUACACCCUUCUUUCAGUUUUCUUUUGAGUAGUUUAUGGCAUUAGAUAUGCAGUUUUAGUUUGGAGUUGGCGAAGUUUGGUUGCUUCAAAAAAACUGAGAACAUAUAGUUCUAUAUAGAUGGCCUGGACUGUAAAAGAUGUAAAUGAAAGAGACAAGGACCUGGUUGUAGAAAAUGGUUUUGUAAAAGAACCAAAGUCCUCUCCUGGUUCAAGUGUUUCAACAGCUGAUGUGAUUCCAUCACAAAAGGCAUUAGAAGGGAAAGAUUCUCUUUCUUAUGCUAACAUUCUUCGGUCCCGUAACAAAUUUGCCGACGCUCUUGCUAUAUAUAACGAUGUCUUGGAGAAAGAUAGUGGGUGCAUUGAAGCUCACAUUGGUAAAGGAAUAUGCCUGCAAAUGCAGAACAUGGGAGGGCCGGCUUUUGAGAGCUUUUCAGAAGCCAUUAAGUUGGACCCUCAGAAUGCUUGUGCUCUUACUCAUUGUGGUAUACUGUACAAAGAUGAAGGUCGUUUGGUAGAUGCAGCUGAGUCUUAUCAAAAAGCUCUGAGUGCAGACCCUUCAUACAAACCAGCUGCGGAAUGCUUAGCCAUUGUUUUAACUGAUCUUGGAACUAGCUUAAAGCUAGCUGGCAAUACACAGGAGGGAAUCCAGAAGUAUUAUGAAGCUCUUAAAAUAGAUUCGCACUAUGCUCCUGCAUAUUAUAACCUCGGUGUUGUCUAUUCUGAGAUGAUGCAAUAUGAUACCGCCCUUAGUUGCUAUGAGAAGGCUGCACUAGAGAGACCCAUGUAUGCUGAAGCAUAUUGCAACAUGGGUGUCAUUUAUAAAAACCGUGGUGACUUGGAAUCAGCCAUUGCCUGUUAUGAGAGAUGUCUAGCUGUGUCUCCUAACUUUGAGAUUGCGAAAAACAAUAUGGCAAUUGCAUUGACAGAUUUGGGAACAAAGGUUAAGUUGGAGGGAGACAUUAACGAAGGUGUAGCAUAUUACAAGAAGGCUUUGUCUUAUAAUUGGCACUAUGCUGAUGCAAUGUAUAAUCUUGGGGUUGCUUAUGGUGAAAUGCUGAAGUUUGAUAUGGCAGUUGUUUACUAUGAACUCGCUUUCCACUUCAACCCCCAUUGUGCCGAAGCCUGUAACAACUUAGGAGUAAUAUACAAAGAUAGAGACAACCUUGAUAAAGCCGUAGAGUGUUAUCAAUUGGCUUUGUCAAUCAAACCAAACUUCUCUCAGUCAUUGAACAAUCUUGGUGUUGUCUACACAGUUCAGGGUAAAAUGGAUGCUGCUGCUAGCAUGAUCGAGAAAGCCAUCAUUGCCUGUCCCACAUAUGCCGAAGCAUAUAAUAAUUUAGGGGUUCUUUACAGAGAUGCUGGCAAUAUAUCCAUGGCUAUUACAGCUUAUGAGCAGUGCCUUAAGAUAGAUCCCGAUUCUCGUAAUGCAGGACAGAACCGACUGUUGGCAAUGAACUACAUAAGUGAAGGAGAUGAUAAACUUUUUGACGCUCACAGGGACUGGGGAAGGCGAUUUAUGAGGUUAUAUUCGCAAUACAAUUCAUGGGACAAUCCAAAAGAUCCGGAACGACCUCUAGUGAUUGGAUAUAUUUCUCCCGAUUAUUUCACUCAUUCCGUGUCUUAUUUCAUCGAAGCCCCUCUUAUUUAUCAUGACUAUCGGAACUACCAUGUGGUUGUUUAUUCUGCGGUAGUGAAGGCAGAUGCAAAAACUAUUAGAUUUAGAGAAAAAGUCUUGAAAAGGGGUGGGGUAUGGAGAGAUAUAUACGGUAUCGAUGAAAAGAAGGUUGCAAGCAUGGUUAGAGAUGAUAAAAUUGACAUCUUGGUAGAGCUUACUGGUCAUACAGCCAACAACAAAUUGGGAACAAUGGCAUGUCGACCUGCACCCAUCCAGGUAACUUGGAUUGGCUAUCCCAAUACUACCGGUUUGCCUACCAUUGAUUACCGAAUCACUGAUUCUUUCGCAGAUCCUCCCGAUACAAAGCAGAAGCAUGUUGAAGAGUUGGUUCGAUUACCGGAAUGCUUCCUUUGUUAUACCCCUUCACCUGAGGCUGGACCUGUAUCACCAACUCCUGCUCUUGCCAAUGGUUUUAUUACAUUUGGCAGCUUUAAUAAUCUGGCAAAGAUAACACCCAAGGUAUUGCAAGUUUGGGCAAGGAUAUUAUGUGCUGUUCCAAAUUCCCGUCUCGUGGUAAAAUGCAAGCCAUUUUGUUGUGACAGUGUUCGGCAGAAAUUUCUAUCAACAUUAGAGCAGCUCGGUUUAGAAUCGCUUCGUGUCGAUCUUCUCCCUCUAAUUCUUCUUAACCACGACCAUAUGCAAGCUUAUUCUCUUAUGGAUAUUAGUUUGGACACAUUUCCGUAUGCCGGAACAACGACAACAUGUGAAUCUCUAUACAUGGGAGUACCAUGCGUUACCAUGGCUGGUUCAGUACAUGCUCACAAUGUCGGUGUCAGUCUUCUCAGCAAAGUUGGGUUACAACAUCUAAUAGCUCGAAAUGAAGACGAAUACGUCCAGUUAGCACUAAAACUAGCUUCGGACAUCACUGCUCUCCAGAACCUAAGAACGAGUCUUCGAGACCUUAUGUCUAAAUCACCUGUCUGUGACGGACAAAACUUUAUCAGCGGUUUAGAGGCAACAUAUCGGAACAUAUGGCGAAGGUACUGCAAGGAUGAUGUCCCAUCUUUACGGUACAUGGAAACACUACAAAAACAAGAUAUACCAGACGAGUUAACUACUAAAACCUCUGACCCGGAAAAGAUCAGUGUCUCAGGCGACACUUUCCCGAGUACAGUCAAGUGUAAUGGAUUUAAUCAAGUCCCAUUGCCAAUUUCGAAUAACACUACUUCAGAAGAGAACGGUGAUGAAUCAAACCAAACUACAAAUUCAAGCAAGCCGAGCUGAUACCAAAAUUUCCGGUACUUAUAUGGCACUUUUCGGUGGUAUGCUAAACCCUGAAACAAAUUCGUUACCUUCGUGGGGGACAAACUAGUAUUCGUAUUAUUUUCUGGGAGAAAGUAAUGCCGGUGUAAGCUAGGUAAAACUAUGAUUUUAUGGUGGUCUCGUUUCAGAAGAAUAGCAGAUUGGGAAAAAAGAUGAUGCUAUGAGCUACUACCGAUAUCGAAAUCGAUUAGAAAUUUAGCCUUGGAUUGUAUAUUACGAGGAUGGUCAUUGUUUUUUGGUUUAGCAUCAUUGCAUGGCGUUUGAUUUUUACUGGUUUUUUGAUAUUUUGUAGUUUUUCAUGUAUUAAUGUCCAUCCUUUGAACUCAAAAUUUUAAUGAAUCAAAAACAAUCAAAUUUGAUUUGUCAUGUU